AUGGUCCUGCCGUCGUUCAACGACCCCUCGCGCAUCGAUGCCGAUGGUGAAGCGGGAGGCCCAUCGCCCACAGCGCCCUUGGACCGCUUCCUCGACAGCCAGCCUGCAACUUUCUACGAGGCAAUAUACCAGCUGCUGCCUCCCGUGUGCAGACAGAUCAUCUUGCACGUACUGUGGUCGCACCAGACAUUGAAGAGCUCGGAGCUGAAGGCCUUUUGCGGGAUGGACGAGCGUCUUCCUCCCGAAGCAGCCGAGGAGAUCCUGCGUCCGGCCCUCGCGCGGCACAUAUUCCACCCGCUCUCGCAGAAGGGUACGAAGGCGCCCAAGUUCCACUGGCCACUGAGGGAUACGUUCAAGCGCGGCAUGAGGAAUGUUCUUACCGGACAGGGGACGUCUAACUCAUUUGGCGUACCGUUUGAGGGUGGGGGCCAGGCGCCCAGCCAGGAAGACUUGAUUGGUCAUGGCGAGGACUCCUGGGAGGCCAUUCUCAAGUACAUGGUGUCCUCAGGAAAGAGUCGACGAAGGCCGCAGAACGCAGUGUUGGACCUGCUGUGCAACGCAGGACUUCUGAGGGAUAAACGCCCCACCGCUCACCGCUCGUAUGAGACUCUCGAUAUCACAGCCGAGGGUUUCUCGUUCUUGCUCGAGGACCGACAAACACAGCUGUGGCAGAUCCUUGUGGCCUACAUUGUCGGCAAACAGGCUCGCGGCGAGAAUGCAGCGGACGUAUUGACCGUCUUCUUCUCGCUUGGGUGCAUGCAACUUGGGCAAUGUUACUCUGCCUCCAAGAGCUUCCCUCGCAGCCAGGAUAUCCUCGAAGACCUAGAGCAGUACGGGUUUAUUUACCGCUCUCCACAUUCGCCAGAUCAGUUCUUCCCAACUCACCUGGCGACUUCGCUGUGCUCGGGUGAUCUGUCCGAGUCGCGUUCCCGGAGCGCUGAUGACAAGCGCUUCCUGAUCUUGGAGACAAACUACAAGAUUUAUGCCUACACUUCCAACGAGUUGGAGAUAGAGAUCCUCAACCUCUUUGUCGACAUCAAAAUCCGAUACCCCAACCUUGUUGUCGGCAAGCUUGACCGGCAGAAUGUCAAGCAGGCCAUGGACAAGGGCAUCUCCGCCUCGCAGAUCAUCUCAUACCUCACGAGUCACGCACAUCCGCAAAUGUUCAACCACCCACCGCCAUUACUCCACGCGUCGAUCACAGACCAGUUGCACUUGUGGGAUCGCGAGCGCAACCGACUCGACGACAAAGAGUCGGUCAUGUUUGAGUUCUUCUCAAAAGAGCUGUUCGACGAGGCGCGCGACGAGGCGACGCGUAUGGGCGUCGUGCUUCUGGCGCUACCGAAGGAGAAGCUUCUGUUCGUGGAUCCUGACUCACGCGAAGCCAUGAAGGACUUUAUCAAGGAGAAGCAAGAGCAGCUGCGGAGCGGCUACUAG
Cutaneotrichosporon oleaginosum is the source of this 1437-nucleotide messenger RNA. Lineage: Eukaryota; Fungi; Basidiomycota; Tremellomycetes; Trichosporonales; Trichosporonaceae. The record is from RefSeq and is a predicted model, not a curated record.